GGUCGGGGUCAGUGACUAAUGUAUACACACGGAUAGAACCUGCACACUGCCGGUGUACGUUAGGGCCAGGGUUACAAUGGUCUAUGCGUACAAAAUAGACAGACAGAACUUUACAGCAUUAUAUUAGAAAAUCUGAUAGCAGGGUGUCAACAAAUAUCGCCGACUAUAUAAAAAUAGACAGGGUAUCUACUGCUGUAUAUUCGUAUCCCAAGGCACAUCAAAGCAGUUUGCGGAGUAUAUUCAUAUAUAUUUUAGUAAAUAAAAAGACAAAUAGAAAUAAACAAUGACUUUUGGCUACGACGAUGAUAUUGCCGGCAUUGUGAUUGACAAUGGCUCCGGAAUGUGUAAGGCCGGCUUUGCAGGUGACGACGCACCUAGAGCCGUGUUCCCUGCAAUUACAGGUCACCCGAAGUAUGAUAUUUGGAUGGCGGGGAUGGGCGGUAAGGAUACGUACAUUGGCGAGGAAGCCCAGAACGAUAGGGGUGUUUUGUCUAUAAAAUACCCUAUUGAACACGGUAUUGUCACUAACUGGGACGAUAUGGAGAAAAUUUGGCACCACACAUUCUAUAAUGAACUUCGUGUGGCUCCUGAAGAACAUCCGGUACUACUCACUGAAGCGCCAUUAAACCCGAAAGCUAAUAGAGAGAGAAUGACAGAAAUUAUGUUCGAAAACUUCAACAUACCUUCUUUCUACGUGUCAAUACAAGCAGUUCUAUCAUUAUAUGCCAGCGGGAGGACAACAGGUGUGGUGUUAGACAUCGGUGAUGGGGUAUCUCACGUGGUACCGAUUUACGAAGGUUAUGCUUUACCACAUGCCGUUGAACGUGUAAAUCUUGCAGGUCGUGACCUUUCAAAAUACUUGUCAAGAAUUUUAAAUGAACGCGGAUACAGUUUCACAUCUUCCUCCGAAAUGGAAAUAGUUCGCGAUAUCAAAGAGCAAUUGUGUUAUGCCGCUUUAGACUUUGAACAGGAAAUGAAUGUCGCAGCAAGUUCUUCUCAGAUAGAGAAAAGCUACGAACUUCCGGAUGGACAAGUUAUUACUAUUGGCAACGAACGUUUCCGCUGUGUUGAAUCACUUUUCCAACCAUCUUUUAUUGGAAUGGAGAGUGCAGGAAUACACGAACUACUUUACAACAGUGUUAUGAAAUCUGAUAUAGACAUAAGAAAAGAUCUUUUAUCAAAUGUCGUACUCUCAGGAGGGUCAACAAUGUUUCCCGGCCUUGCAGAUAGAAUGAAAUGUGAAUUAGACAAUUUGGUUCCCAGCUCUAUGAAGGUCAAGGUCAUUGCGCCACCAGAGCGGAAGUACUCUGUGUGGAUUGGUGGUUCUAUUUUAUCUUCUCUAACUAAUUUCAGUCAAAUGUGGAUCUCUAAACAAGAGUACGACGAAUGUGGACCGGGUAUUGUACAUAGGAAAUGUUUUUAAGAAAUUCUGAGACUCUAAUACAUUGUCUUUCAAAUUCGUAAAUAGUUGUUCCUUUUUCAUAUGCUUUCAUUUGUUUAUAUAUAUUUAUUUGUUAACAAAGAAGUGUUCAUUUGCAUUUCGCCUUAUGUUUUCUUAGUGAAAGGAAAAUUUAUUGUUUACUCAAAUUUGCAUUUUUUCAACCAAUGUUGUAAAUAUACAUAUGUAAAUAUUCAUUGAAAUAAAGUAUUGUUAUGUAAGUUGAGGUUAAAUAUUUUUGUACAGAAUUCAUCAAGUAUUUGAUAUACAAGAUCAUUGUAUCUGUCGAAGGAAUGGUUCAUUU
This is a messenger RNA of Ruditapes philippinarum (Manila clam), 1742 nucleotides long. RefSeq names its product actin-5-like. The transcript is spliced from 3 exons. Lineage: Eukaryota; Metazoa; Mollusca; Bivalvia; Venerida; Veneridae. Bases 284 to 1423 code for a protein of 379 amino acids. The record is from RefSeq and is a predicted model, not a curated record.